UUUGCUGUACACUACCUAGGUAAAUUUGUCUUGAUUAUUGUCGUGCUGUCUAAUCGAAAGUAACAAAAUCGAUAACAAGUCCCUUGUACUUUAUAGUACUAAACAAAACAGCCCAUAGCCAUUUGCCCAUAGCUACCAAAAAAAAAGUUGUUUUGUUUAUCGAGCACUAGUAGUAGCAACACCUUUGGGAGCUUCCUUUUGAAAACAAGUAAAAUGCGACCAAUGACCAGGAGAAGAAGAAAAACAUUAUGCGGCAUAGAAAGUUUAGAUAAUUGCAAAACAUUUUCUGAAGAGUGUAAAAAUGCAAAUGAUGUCAAAUCAUGUAAUAUUCCCAUUGACAAAGAAGACACGAAGUGGUCUCGAGUAGGUGAAGAGGAAAUGACCACUAACUUAUCUAACGGGAGAAUGGAACUGAUCUCUGAACAAGUCGCAGCAAAAGAAAAUAUGAAUAAGAAACCUCGAGGCGGGGCAAAGAUAUAUGAAGUGAAUUUGACUUUAUUUGAACAUUUGACCAAAAUAGAUGAAAUUCAAAAACCGUCAGCAAGAGGGCGGCCGCUGGGAUCAAAAAACAAAUGUCAUACCGGUGACAAGGACGAACAAAGAUCCUUUAAUGCUUUCCCUGCAGCAAAUGAGCUUGAACUAAUGAAACCAAUGACAAGGCAAAGAAGAAAAACCAUAUGUGGCAUUGAAAGUUUAGAUAAUUGUAAUAUAAAUUCUGGAGAGAGCAUAAAUACAGCUUGUGUUGAUCCACCAUGUAUUCACAAUGACGAUAAUGAAAGGAUGAGGCCUGUAAGGGGGCGGCAGCCGAUAUCAAAACAUCAAUCGGAAUCCAAUAGCAAGGACGAACAUGAGCUUGAACUAAUAAAACCUAUGACUAGGCAAAGAAGAAAAACCAUAUGUGGCAUAGAAAGUUUAGGUAAAUUUUACAUAAAUUCUGCAGAGAGCAUAAAUUCUGCUGAUGCUGGGCCAUGUAACUUUCAUAUUGAUAAUAAUGCAAGAAAAAGACCUCGAGUAAGUGAAGAAGAUAUACGCAAUCCUUUGAAAAGGAAAAGAGGUAGGCCAAAAAAAUCUGAUGAUUCUCAAAACAAUAUAAUUGAUUCCAAGAAUGAAAACACUGCAGAUAAAGAUUGUGGAAUAAUUGAAAAUCCAGGUGAACAUAAUAUAAAAGCCAAAAUCACUACCAAUGUUCCUGUCUUGAAGAAAAGAGCAGCUUCACUAAAAACAAGGCCAAACAUAUUCUCAGAAGUAGUAGAUAAAGACCAUUUUUUAGCACAGAAGCAGAAGCAAAAGGGUCGGCCCAGAAAGACUCCAAUAUUACAAAAUAUAGCGGCGACUAGUAAGAAAAGACCAAGAGGUAGGCCAAAAAAGUCUGAAGCUUAUAUCGACAAUACCUACAAAAUCUCGCCUUCCAUUCGAAAUACUACAGAAAAUCAAGCUCAACACAAUUCACCAGAUGGUAUUGAAGAUCCCCUACAAAACAUCAAAAAUCAUGAAAUUCAACAUAUUGAUGGAGACAUUCAAAACAAUGUCGAAAACCUAGUCCUAACGAGUAAAAGAGGUCGUCCCCUUAGACGACCAAAAAGUUCUUCCCAAAAGGUAGAAACACCAAAAAAUAAUAAUGAUAAACAUAGACCCAAGGCAAAAAUAACCAAUUUAGCCAUCCGACAAAUACCAAGGGAACGCCUUGAGAAUACGUUAACGCUGCUAAAUGAAAUGGAUCAUCAAAUGUGGGAGGAAAGAAACACCUCAUGCCUUCCGUCAAUUCAUCGUUACGGGCAUUUUAUCCGACUACACAAUGCUGACAUGGCAUUAAAGUUAAAAUGUGCCCGGCAAUUUUUAUUGCGCAGGGAUUUUACAAAUUUAGCUAAAAUUUUGUGUUUGUCAUCGAAGGUGAACACUUUAGGUAAAGCAACCUACUAUCCGGCAUUAGCAAAGUAUGGUGCAAUGUGUUUAGCACAAACAGACCAGGAACAAUUCAAUUCAUUUAUGUAUAUGCUGCUUAAUGUAGAUGAUGGAGCUAGUGUUUUGAAAAGAUGUACUCAAUUUAGCCCAAAACAAAAUGAAGUAAUUUGAAUAAAGAGAAGGUUUUUUAUUUAUAAAGUGAA
Messenger RNA from Stomoxys calcitrans (stable fly), 2105 nucleotides. RefSeq lists its product as uncharacterized. Gene Ontology annotation, biological process: regulation of DNA-templated transcription. The transcript is spliced from 3 exons. NCBI's taxonomy places the organism in Eukaryota, Metazoa, Arthropoda, Insecta, Diptera, Muscidae. The record is from RefSeq and is a predicted model, not a curated record. Bases 214 to 2073 code for a protein of 619 amino acids. Gene Ontology annotation, molecular function: DNA binding.